Fusarium sp. VM40 is the source of this 660-nucleotide messenger RNA. The record is from the annotation of a GenBank genome assembly. NCBI's taxonomy places the organism in Eukaryota, Fungi, Ascomycota, Sordariomycetes, Hypocreales, Nectriaceae.
AUGCCUUCUUCUCUCACCACCUCCAUCUACAUCAUGGGCGAUCCAGGUUACCCGCUCAUCGCUGAUGUCGUCGGGGCGGAUGUCACUGCUACCACGUAUGUGUUGAACUGCCAGCCGCCUACAGCCACAGGCGAAAACGACGACGACGAUGAAGACGACUACGACUGUGGCUUGUACAAUAUGACCGUGACAGUUGGACCGCAUGCCAGUAAGACUCUUCCUGCCGGCGCCGCGAGCACGGGCAGCUUCGACAUGUUCAUGAGCAUGCCUGAUGAUGAGCAUGAUUUCAAAAUCUCCCUGCACUGCGACAUGUCCAGGACCGUCCUUAAGCAAUGCACCACCAUCAACAUUGGCGGCAACGACGACGGACAUCCCACGGCUACCUUCUCUGGCACCAAGGACAACGCGAUGAUGUUCCCCAUGGCUUACGUCCCUAUCACGGUCACCGCUGGUGCAGAGCUGCUCGAAGCCACGCACACGGGAGCAGCAAAAGCCACCACCACGGCUACUGACGGCCAGACGGCUGCUGACGCCACCAAGACCGGGGGUGCGUCGAGUGCGGAGAGCGGAACUGAGACUUCUGGUGCUUCUUCAUCGGUUGCGCGCUUCCUCGGUGCUUUGUCUGUCGCUGGAAUUGCCGCUGCUCUCGUUAUGUCGUAA